Molecule: messenger RNA, 1869 nt
Organism: Penicillium crustosum
Lineage: Eukaryota; Fungi; Ascomycota; Eurotiomycetes; Eurotiales; Aspergillaceae
Exons: 1
Coding region: 1-1869 (622 amino acids)
Source: RefSeq, a predicted model, not a curated record
AUGUCUGCUAUCGACCCUCAGUAUCUGCCCUCCGCUCGACUCGAGAAUGCCCUUCGAUACCUCAUAAAGCAACAGCACUCGAAUGAGCCAACUUGUCAAUGCGGAAACCACAGACAUACGGAAUAUAUCUUGGAGUCGGACACCUGGUCACAGCUAGAGGCCUUGCAACGACUGCUAUGUAUACGCCCGGCAACCCCCAAACUGCCACCCGAGAUUUUGGACGACAUCGAAGCAGUCAUUGCAUACCGAAACAGUCAUGCCUUGAUGAAAUCCGCGACUACAAUUACCCCCACUGUGAUACUUCAACAUCAAUCCUUGAAUUCCAGUUCCAUCACGGUCUCAUGCUGGAGAGGCGAUAUCACAGUCCUUACCGAUGUCACAGCAAUUGUCAAUGCAGCCAAUGGCCAAUUACAAGGCUGUUUCCGCCCAGAGCACCGCUGCAUUGACAAUGUUAUCCAUUCAGCUGCGGGGCCCCGCCUUCGCGAUGCCUGCCAUUCUAUCAUUGAAUCUCAGGGACGCAUAGAACCUGUAGGCUCUGCCAAAGUCACCCCAGGAUUCCUCCUUCCUGCUCAAUGGGUUUUGCAUACUGUUGGUCCUCAGCUGCAACCCAGACAGAAGCCUCAACCACAUCAUAAAGCUCAACUAGCAUCUUGCUACAGAUCCUGCCUGGACGCUACCGAAUCACUGCCUCCUCGUGCAGACGGCCGCAAGGUGGUUGCAUUUUGUUGCAUAUCAACGGGUCUAUUCGCAUUCCCUUCCGACCUAGCGGCAGAGAUUGCCGUGGAUACCGUAAUAUCCUGGUACAUGGAGAACACCGAGACGACAAUUACAGAUAUUAUCUUCGAUACAUUUCUUGAAAAGGAUUACUCGAUCUAUGAAGCGAUACUGUCUCGGCCACAAUGUUCCAUCUCCAACAAUUCAAACCUCGUCCGCAAAACCCCGCUACCAUCCCCGUCAGCUCCAUCAUACAACUUAUUUCCCAGUCCCGCUGUGGAACAGGCUCGCACUUGGAUUGAAGAGGCAUCUCACUUGAUUAUCUCAGCUGGUGCAGGUCUCUCCGCCGCCACAGGCUUAGACUACACAUCCACCGAACUCUUCGACAGGAAUUUCUCUGCAUUCAAGUCGAAAGGCCUGCGCAGAUUAUAUGAUGUCUUCGGAUUUGAUGGCUGGGACAGCCCGGCCCAGAAAUGGGGCUACUACAUUCUCCAUUUAAAUAUGGUGCGAUCCUGGCCUGUGUCACCGGCCUACGGCACUCUUCUUGAUCUAGUGAACAAAUUCCCUUCAAACUUCUUUGUUCGGACGACAAAUGCGGAUAAUUUCUUUGAGAAGAAUGGGUUUGACCCGAAUAGAAUAUCGACUCCACAGGGAUCAUACCGCUUUUUACAGUGUUACAACAAAUGUCGAGUCGAUGCGGUAUUUUCAUCGGACACAAUUGUUGACGCUGCAUUGCCGCAUAUUGAUCCCGUCACUGGGUUGUUAAUGGACGAGACUAAAAUACCCCAUUGUCGGUUCUGUGGUGGGGAGUUGACACUUUGUGUUCGUGGUGGGAAUUAUUUCAAUUCCGCGCCUUUUCGGGAGCAAAACAUGAAAUGGGAGCAAUUUUUGAAGAACACGGAAGAAGAUGUAAGCCUAGCAGAUGAUGAGUCGGGUCGAAUUGUUAUACUGGAACUAGGUGUUGGGUUGAAUACGCCUGGUGUGUUGCGAUGGCCAAAUGAGGAAUUAGUGUGUGAGUCAAGAAAUCGGGCAUUCCGAUUGAUCCGUGUUGGAAUGGCCGCUUCUGGCUGUGUUCCUUGGGCGUUGGAGGAUAAGGGCCUGGCUGUUGGGAUCUCAGGGGAAAUUAACACGGCGUUGAAUUUGUUGCUGAAAUGA